GAUAGAGAGAGAUUACACUCCUUUUUCCAAGAGGACUUUUCCGAGCUCUGUUAUGGAAUCUAAUGUGUAUUAUUCGUCUGACUAUACCAGCAUAUAUGAGCGAGCAACAUUAAAACUGACCAUCAUCAUGCUAAAUAAAGCCAGCCAGCACUCUUCAGUCUGUUAAAUUCUAAACUGGGAAUAAACGUGACAGAAGAGGGAGUUGUAUAUGAGGAGGCCAAUGAGUUGUUCUUCUGUAGCCUGAUGCCCAAGUCGCUUCAGGACUCAGGAUUAUGCCAGACAUGGAGACUGAUCCUGAGUCAGCAACAAUGGAGAUGGGAGACAAGGCCUUGACGCAGAUCUUGGCUCAUGUGAUUGCUGAGGUGAAGGGCUCCAUCAAUAAAGAUAUUAACGGAUCUGAACUUGUGUCCAGUUUGCUUAAUGCUCCCUGGCUGCAGUCUCUACUGAAGGUGUAUGAAUGUCUACAGAAGCAACUGAAGGAUUCUGCUAGACCAUAUCUCUCCUAUUCAUCUGGACUUUCUCUACAGAUUCUGUCUGACCUGCUGGCAAUACCAAGCCCCUCAAAUGAAGCUCGAGAACUUUAUGACCUCCUGAGUCAGCCAAAUCUACAGGCUCUCCUCUCGGCACAUGAUACAGUAAGUCUGAGGGACUAUGAGCUGGAAUUGCCACCAUUGCCUAAAGACAUCCCUGAAGAUGAGGAAGCCAUGAGGAUCAUUUGCCUGGUCAAAAACAAUCAGCCUCUGGGGGCAACGAUCAGGAGAGAUGAGGUGACAGGUGAUAUAUAUAUUGCUCGGGUUAUGCAUGGAGGACUGGCUGACCGCAGUGGUCUCUUGCAUGCUGGAGACAGACUGGUAGAGGUGAACGGUCAUCCUGUGUUUGGACUGGAACCAGAACAGAUCAUCCAGAUUCUAGCCAACUCCCUUGGAACCAUAAUGUUCAAGGUGGUUCCUAUCACUGACAAGCCAGUCAAUAAUCAAACCAUGCUUUAUGUGCGUGCCAUGGUGGACUAUAACCCUCAUACUGAUACCUCCAUCCCCUGCACAGACGCUGGUAUGGCCUUCAGGAAGGGAGAUAUCCUGGAGAUUGUGGAUCAGACAGACACCCUCUGGUGGCAGGCCAUAAAACUGUCAAGUAUCUCUGCCGGCGCUGGCCUAAUUCCCUCCACAAGCUUGCUCAAAAGGAAGCAGAAAGAGCACUGGUGGUCUCAACCUUAUCAACCCCAUACCUGUGUCAAAACCUUGAGCCCAGUGGAUGAAGAAGAGGAUAUUAAUGCCAUUGAUGAAAAAUUUGUAGAAGCAGAUGAGGAAGCGUUUGAAUCUGAAGAGCUAAAGGAUGAGGAGAGUGAAUUCACCACCAACAUUGAGGGGUUUUAUUUGACUGGUUUUCAUCGCAGUCUGCGUCUCUGUCGCCGGCGGAGGGGUCAGGCUUUUGGAACAUCCCAGAUCUGCUCCCUUCGUUGCCCCAUGAGCUGUUACAGUUCCCUGGCUAUUCCUUACGAGGAGGUGGUGCGAUACCAGCACCAUCAAGAACACACACACCUCCUCAUAGCACUGCUGGGUCCGUCUGGGGUCGGGGUGAAUGAAUUACGCAGGAGGCUAAUCGAGAUCAAUCCUAAGGUUUACCAAGGAGCUGUUCCCCAUACCACACGACCGCCCAAAUCCCAUGAGGAAUCUGGAAGAGAAUAUCACUUUAUCAGCCGAGAACAGUUUGACAACAUGGUCUGCAAUCACAGGUUUAUUGAGUUUGGGGAGUUGAAAGGUCAUCUCUACGGCACUAGUGUGGAUGCAAUCAAAGAUGUUUUGACCAGUGGGAAGAUCUGUGUGCUUGACAUUGAGCCAUAUGCAUUAGAGUCAGUGAGGACCCCAGAGCUGAGGGCAUAUGUCAUCUAUAUAAAGCCUCCUCCUACUGAGCAGAUGAAGCAGACACGAAUGAACUCUCAUAUCAUCACAAAUUACUACAGCAGCCGGCCCUUUAAGGAUGAAGAUUUUCAGGAAAUAGAGAAUUCAGGACGUAAAAUAGAACAGCAUUACAGUCAGUUCUUUGAUCAUGUGAUAGUAAAUGACGGCUUACAGGCUGCAUGUGUGCAGCUGCUGACUGCAGUGAGGAGAGCUCAGGACGAACCCCAGUGGGUACCAGCUGCAUGGGUCAGACCAACUGACCAGUCUUAAUAGAGAAUAUGCAAAUGCAAAUAAACAAUAACUAUGCAAAUAUUUGUAUUUUUCAUUGUAUAUGGUGAAAAUGCUGUAUGCUUUAUCUGUAAAAAUGUUAGUCUGAAUACAAAUUCAUUUUUUUUUGUCUGUCACAAUCUUUUUUUGAUAUUUUGUUCACUCUUGGGGAAUUUGUUUUUCAUAAACCUAAACAUUUAUUAAUCUCCCCAAAGAGAUUUAUCAUUGUUGAGCACUUUCCAUCAGAAAAUAAAAAGAA
Molecule: messenger RNA, 2424 nt
Organism: Xyrauchen texanus (razorback sucker)
Lineage: Eukaryota; Metazoa; Chordata; Actinopteri; Cypriniformes; Catostomidae
Product: MAGUK p55 subfamily member 4-like
Exons: 22
Coding region: 273-2168 (631 amino acids)
Cellular component (GO): adherens junction; plasma membrane
Molecular function (GO): protein binding
Source: RefSeq, a predicted model, not a curated record